Agrilus planipennis (emerald ash borer) is the source of this 914-nucleotide messenger RNA. RefSeq names its product differentially expressed in FDCP 8 homolog. The transcript has 4 exons. The record is from RefSeq and is a predicted model, not a curated record. Bases 291 to 716 code for a protein of 141 amino acids. Lineage: Eukaryota; Metazoa; Arthropoda; Insecta; Coleoptera; Buprestidae.
AGUCUGCCAAUAUUUAAGUCAUCUUGCGAUUUACAUCUUACAAAUGUUCUACGUGAAAUUUCAAAUGUGAAGUUUGUAUUCCAUAUGUACCGUUAAAACUAGUUAAAACAAAAACAAUCACAUGCAAAAAAUUAAAGUCAUACAUCAACUAUUACAUCAACCGUGAUUAAAACCAGCAAAAUAACAGUUAGUAAUUUAAUAUAGUGGCAAAAAUGAGGACAAUGGAGACUUUUAUUGAGUAAUCAACCACAUCCUUAUUAUAGGCUUAUUUUUAAUUGCAUCUGCGAGAAAUGAGUGACUGUGAUAGUACACAAGCAAGAACAGAUUUUUCUGCAUCUUCAAGUUCAGAAAAAAUCAAUGAAGAUGGUAAUGAAUAUCGGUUUUUGCCCUCCAGUUUGGCCAGUGAGGAGCUUCAACUUGCAUUAAAUAAGGAAGCAAAUGAAGAACAACUUGAAAGUGCAAUAACAAGAUGUAAAGAGUUGGUAUUAGAAAGUGACCAGUUUUCAACUGAAAGGAAAUGGUUAGUUAGACACCUAAUUGAGUUAAGAUUGAGACUUCAGGAAUUUAAAGAAGCUCAGUUAGAUCCUCAGCAUCCUUACAAUAAAUGUAACAAUAGUUCAAUUCUUGCAGUUCGAGGUCAUCAUUUUGUUCUACAACCUCUGUUGCAAUUAAGUUCAUCAUUGUAUUGUGACCAUUGCACUGGAACCAUUUGGUAAUUUAAAAUAUAAGUUUUAACUUAAGUGUAUGUUUGCUUACUUACUUAAAGUGUCUCUGUAAAGACUAUUUCUUAUGGGAUUUUCCAAAGAAUGAUAAUUAAUUUCAUGUGCUGCUACUUGAUUUUUGUCAAACUUAACUUCAAAUACAUAAAUCCUAUCAAAAAAUAAUUGCAUGGUACAUAGAAUCAAUUAAAAGUA